This is a messenger RNA of Kluyveromyces marxianus DMKU3-1042, 1260 nucleotides long. RefSeq names its product clathrin-mediated endocytosis regulator UBX3 (gene UBX3). Lineage: Eukaryota; Fungi; Ascomycota; Saccharomycetes; Saccharomycetales; Saccharomycetaceae. The transcript has a single exon. Gene Ontology annotation, cellular component: endoplasmic reticulum. Bases 1 to 1260 code for a protein of 419 amino acids. The record is from RefSeq and is a predicted model, not a curated record. Gene Ontology annotation, molecular function: ubiquitin binding.
AUGGCUUUCAACUUUUUUAACAGCUCAUCUAGAGGAAACGGAGUACCGGUAGCCUUUACACCACUUCCAGGUACAUUUUCUGAUGAAGCCGACAAUGAAGAUAAUCUGGAAUCGAAUAGCAAUACCAAUGGUUCCGCUUCUGAUAUUCCAAGACUAAUCAAAGUGUGUCUUUAUGUGCCAUUAACAAUACUGUAUUAUGUUCUGAACCUACUGCUAACGCUUGUUGGCAUGUUCAAACCAGUGAGCAACAUAUUCCAUUUCUAUACAAAAAAGGACAAUCAUUUCGGCGAUGACAUGGCCACGCAAUUUGUCAAUGUCAUAGACUCUUUAUCUGCAUAUACUGCUGCCAACGAGAGAAGCGGGUACACGUUUGAAGUGCUAUACAAUAUAGAGAAUGGUGUGUUGAGCAAAAACAUGCUCAAGGGAGGCUACACGGACAUUUUGCAUAAGUGUUCCAACGAUGCGAAAAUUGCCAUACUGUAUUUCUUUGAUCCAUUAUUAUAUGACCCAUAUGAGUAUAUUAGCAAAAUUCUAACUACCACGGAAUUUGUGGAGUGUGUCAAGAAGUAUAACUGCCUAGUUUGGUUUUGCGAUGUAACAACUCCUCAGGGAUUGCAAACGGCAAAUGCGUUAAAGGUUAGACAGUUCCCAUUUCUUGGGGCGCUAGCGCCACGGUCCAGCAAUAAGAUGAAGCUUAUUGCAAGGGUGGAGGGACCGUUGUUUGACUACGAUUUCAGUCGGUUUGAGUCAAAGCUAUCGACAUAUUACCCCACGUUACUUGAAAUAAGAAGACAAAGACAAUACGAAGAGGUGCAAAGGUUGCUCCGUGAGCAACAGGACUCGAGGUUCCAAGAUUCGCUAAGGAGAGAUCAGGAGAGAGACAGGGCUGCAGAGGAAGUUGCAUUAAAGAGCCAAUGGCUAAUAUGGAGGAAGUCUACUUUGGCGCCAGAACCGGCUUCUGGUGGGUGUAGGGUGAACAUCAGGCUUGAGAACGAGAGGGUGAUUAGGAGGUUCGAUGAGAACUUGCCUAUUGAAGAGAUAUAUGCGUAUAUUGCACUAAAAAGGGCAGGCUUGCUAUCGCCGAACGAUACCAAUAGCGACGAAGUAGAAGGAGAAGUUCAGCGGCCCAAUUACGAUUACCAGUUCGACUUUGAGUUGUACUCCCCAGUGCCACGGACGUACCUCGAGCCCUCGACUCUAAUAAAGGACGAGGACGCGAUAUACCCAUCGGGGACAAUAAUUGUAGAAUCCGCCGAAUAA